This is a messenger RNA of Paramecium octaurelia, 821 nucleotides long. The record is from the annotation of a GenBank genome assembly. Lineage: Eukaryota; Ciliophora; Oligohymenophorea; Peniculida; Parameciidae.
AUGUUUAGAUUAUUUGAUUCCAGUUAUCAAUAAAUGAAUCCAAUCUUAGAAGAAGGUGAUAAUAUUCUCUGGCUUGGUGAUUUUACUGCAGCCUUAGAUAGGACAUUGCUUGAUUCAAAAGGUAUUAAAACAGUGUUAACUGUUGCAACUGGCUUAGAUGUAGCUUACGGAGAGCCUGGGAUAAAUCAUAAGGUAGUAAAUCUAAAUACAGAAAGGUAUAUCAUAUCCUAGAUUCAGAAACUGCAAAUAUUGGUAGAUUAUUUUAAGACACUAUCACUUAAAUAAUUGAAGGUUUAAAAAGAGGAUCGGUUUUGGUGCAUUGUGCUGCAGGUGUCUCCAGGUCUGCUUCAGUAGUGAUAGCGUAUUUAAUGAAAACAAAAGGAUUAGGCUUUUAAGAAGCUUUUAAUUUCGUAAGAAAGAAGAGAAGCGUUAUAUAACCUAAUUAUGGGUUUAUUAAAUAAUUAAGAAACUAUUAAAAGGAAAUAAGGAUAGGAAAAAAGGAACCUCUUUAAUUAAAAAUAAGUGAGAAUCCACAGGUUGCAAACGGCUGGUAAAUGACAAAGACUUAAGAUAAAAAAGUAUCUGAUCUUAACAUCGUUGGUCAAUAGGCUGUUAAACAACGAUAGUCAGGUUUAUUAACUUAACCAAAGAUCACAAGUUCAAAUUCAACAAGAGCUAAUUCCACUUUAAAUUCAAAAAAAUAGUUUGAACUACAGAAAACUUACCAAGGACCAUAAAUUAUAACCUAUGCAAAAAAUAAUAAAUUAGUUGUCAAAAAUAAUUUUGCAAUACCUGAGAUAAAAUAAAAGAGUUACAAGUGA